AUGCCAUUUGUGCAAGAAUUCGAAGCAAAACGGCAGCGUCGUCAGCAAAAGGAAACAGUCAUAGAACCAGUGGUCGAAGAGAAACAACCGGACACGAGUAGUUCGGCAGUGGUAGAUAUUGAUGAUAUGUUAGAUGUUGACUUCAGCGGUUUUGAGUGGUAA
Paramuricea clavata is the source of this 162-nucleotide messenger RNA. Lineage: Eukaryota; Metazoa; Cnidaria; Anthozoa; Malacalcyonacea; Plexauridae. The record is from the annotation of a GenBank genome assembly.